CAAUUUUUUUACUCUAUUUAUUCAGCUUGAUUCAGCUAAGCGCCAUUUACUGCAAUAGAUCGGCCGAUGUGUGCAGAUUUUAGCACAUCUUUAAAUAAAACGCGAAUCAGCGCAAGUGCAAUGGCUGGAUGGCUCUGACGUUGAUAGGACCAGUCGACGUUUCAGCCACCCGCUUUCGCGUUUUUCACGUAUUUUUUUUCAUGCCGGCACGUAGUUUUCAUGUGUUUUGUGUCUUUUCUGCCGUUUUUUGAUCGAUAAUCAACACAAUCCUGCAAUACAACUUUCCAAAAUCUUCCUCAAGACUGUUACUUUAGAAUAUAAUUUAAUUUUUCUUUAGUGUAAAGACAGAUCGAAGCGUCAGCUAGUGAAGGAUGCCAACAGCGAGAGAGAAUCAAAAGACGGAAUUAGCUAUUUAUUUUAUUAAUUAAUUUAGCGUAAACCCAUCAUAAUUAUUUUUGUAGUGAAUCCAUUAUAUUAAUUAUAGAUGAAUUAACUCAUAAACAUUGAGAUUUUACAAUAUUUAUUUUCUAAUAUCACAAUGGUGGAUAAAGGUCAGCCGACGUAGUUUGCAUUAACCGUUGAUGGGCCAGUAUGGAAAAUAUGGCGUCCAACGUGUCUCUGCGAAGUAACAAACAGCGGAAGGAGAACCUUAUAACUAGGAAGGAUAAGAGUCCAGAGAAGACUAUAAGGGGUACACGAGGCGCGUACAGGGGAAUCCCCUCUACGUCUAAGAGGGAUGAGGAUGAGACGGGCUCGACGGAAAGACUGGAUAGACCAAAGAAAUUUAUCGCGCAGAAAAGCAACUACGGGCUCGGGAAGCGACCGGACUUCUCGCUCAAGAACAGGAAUGUGCAUUUAGCGUCGUCUCGGUAUGGGCAGAUGACAUCAGGCCUGCAUGGCCACAGCCACCAGAUCUCGCAGCCUCCCCACCAUCUGGAGCAGACCACUGUAGCCAAGGAGAAGACCGUGCAUGGCAAGGAAAAGACCUUCAAGGUGGUGGUAGGCGGCGAAGUGGGGGUGAUGAAAGGGCCCGUCCUGGGCCCGCGGCCGUACAAUGCGCUCGCCAUCAUCCACACGCAGCAGAGCAACACCUUUGACAUGCUCAACUCGCUCACCACCAGCGUCGCAAGUCAACCAGUAGUGGGCGUGGGCGUGGGAGUGGGCGGGUACCGGCGUCGCAGCUCUGGGCAAGGUCCGCUCUGCGACCCAGAGUUGGACGACAGUGGGAACAAGCUCGUCGCGCGGUUGGAAGACGACGCUUUCAUCUCGGAGCAGGAUUUGGUGAGUUACCGCUUCUUUAUCUAUCAUUACCAGCAGUGGGCGUGGGAGUGGGCGGGUAGUAGCUCAAGACAGGGUCCGCUCUGCGACCCAGAGUUGGACGACAGUGGGAACAAGCUCGUCGCGCGGUUGGAAGACGACGCUUUCAUCUCGGAGCAGGAUUUGGUGAGUUACCGCUUCUUUAUCUAUCAUUACCAGCAGUGGGCGUGGGAGUGGGCGGGUAGUAGCUCAAGACAGGGUCCGCUCUGCGACCCAGAGUUGGACGACAGUGGGAACAAGCUCGUCGCGCGGUUGGAAGACGACGCUUUCAUCUCGGAGCAGGAUUUGGUGAGUUACCGCUUCUUUAUCUAUCAUUACCAGCAGUGGGCGUGGGAGUGGGCGGGUAGUAGCUCAAGACAGGGUCCGCUCUGCGACCCAGAGUUGGACGACAGUGGGAACAAGCUCGUCGCGCGGUUGGAAGACGACGCUUUCAUCUCGGAGCAGGAUUUGGAAGAGAACAUCGAUAUAGCUGAGAAACGCCUACCCCCGCCUGACGAUAGCGGGGAAGUUACAUCACAGGAAAACCAAAAUGGUCUAGAGUUCAGCCCUAUCUACCCUCCGGACAAGUUAGAGCUGCAGAAAGACAUGAAGCCAGAUAAGGAGGAUGAGGAGGAGCCAAUUGGAGUCUCGCCUUGCGGCAGGUUCUUCAAGUACGAUAAAGAGGUGGGGCGGGGCUCGUUCAAGACGGUGUACCACGGGCUCGACACGCAGACCGGAGUCGCCGUCGCCUGGUGCGAAUUACUGGAGAAAAAGCUGAACAAAACGGAGCGUCUCCGCUUCCGCGAGGAAGCUGACAUGCUGAAGAAGCUACAACAUCCUAACAUCGUCAGGUUCUACAACUACUGGGAGGGCACCGUGGCCAAGCGCAAGAAUAUUGUGCUUAUUACUGAGCUUAUGCUGUCUGGAACGCUCAAAGCGUACCUGCGGAGGUUCAAGCGGAUCAACCCGAAGGUGCUGAAGUCGUGGUGCCGCCAGAUCCUCAAGGGACUCAACUUCCUACACUCGCGGACGCCGCCGAUCAUUCACAGAGAUCUGAAAUGCGACAACAUCUUCAUCACGGGCACGACGGGCAGCGUCAAGAUCGGCGACCUGGGCUUGGCCACGCUCAAGAACAGGAGCUUCGCCAAGUCCGUCAUCGGCACGCCCGAGUUCAUGGCGCCCGAAAUGUACGAGGAGCACUACGACGAAUCAGUGGACGUUUAUGCUUUCGGCAUGUGUAUGCUGGAGAUGGCCACCGGAGAAUACCCCUACAGCGAGUGCAGCGGGCCCGCGCAGAUAUACAAGAAAGUUGUUUCGGGUGUGAAACCUCAAAGUCUGGAAAAGGUCACCAUCCCAGAAGUGCGGGACAUCAUCGAGUCUUGCAUCAGGCCGAACAAAGCUGAUCGCCCCAAAGUAAAAGAUCUGUUAAACCACGAGUUCUUCGGCGAAGACAUCGGUCUACGGCUGGAGAUCGUGGGCCGAGACCUUGUUACGUCCUCCGAUAUGACCAAGAUACAGUUCCGGCUUAAGAUCAUCGACCCCAAGAAACGGUCGUACACCCACAAAGAGAACGAAGCGAUUCAGUUCGAGUUCGACAUGGAGCACGACGACUGCGAGGAGGUGGCCAACGACAUGGCCAAGGCCGGCCUCAUCAUGGAGGAGGACGCCCGCAUCGUCUUCAAGCUGCUCAAGUCGCAGCUCAUCAGCCUCAACAGGGAGAGGAGUGAGAAGAAAGCACAGAUGCUGUUUAACCAGGACCUGCUCAAUGAGCAGAACCUGUUGCUGGAACAACAACUGAUGCAGGUGAAGAUGAUCCAAAACCAACAGCAGGUAGGCCCGGUGGACCAGGUGAACUCUGGACUCCUGAACGGCGUGGGACCACAACCGACGCUAGCCAGUGUACAGCUAGACCAACAGUCCCAAAUCUUGCAGGCGCAACAGCAGCUGCUGCAGCACCAGUUCCAGCUGAACAACGAGGAGACCGCCAUGCAGUUACUGCAACACCAGCUCAUGCAGGCGCGAAUGUCUCCGCACUACUGCGGCAUCCAGCAGCAGGUAAUGAUGGAGCAGAACCUCCUGAACCACCAGAUGCUGGAGCAGCAGCAGCAGGGCAUGCUGGACAGCAGCGUGCCUCAGCAGCAGCAACAGCAGAUCAACGAUCAGCAGCAGGUGCUCCAGCAACAAAUAAUUCAGCAGCAACAGAACAUAAUCGCUCAGCAAGCGGCCGCCAUUCAGCAGAAACAGUUAGAAGAGCAACUCAACCAGGAGAACAUGAUGGCCGCGCCACAGAACCUCGUCACGGGCCAGAUCCUCGACCCUUCCCUUCAGAACCUCCAGAACAUCCUCACGCAAAUCAUACACAGGCCCGACAACCUUCAGCCAAGGAAAGAAUCAGAGUCUGAAGCUCAGCAACCGCAGCAACAGCAAGCCCAGAUGGUUCAGCAAACGGAAAACGUAGAUCAGCAGCAGGAGGAAAUGAAGCAGAAGAUGCAGAACUUAAUAGGUGCCCAAAUACAGCAGCAAAACGUUCAGAUGCUGCAGCAGAGCCAGCAGUAUAUGCAGCCCAUAUUAACGGCCGUAGACCCCACUCUUUUGGCCCAACAGCAACAAGUGGCACAGGCUCAACAGCAGCUGUCUCAAGCUCAACAGCAGCUGAAUAUCCAAAAGCAGAUGUUGGCCCAGCAGCAACUAGUCCUCCAACAACAAAUGCUGACCCAACAGCCGCUACAGAUGCCUGGCCAGACUCUAUCUCCGCAGCACAUCAGAAAUCUCCAACAGCAGCAGUAUUUGGCUCAGCAGGAGUUGCAACUUCAGUCGCAGCAAAACUUUAUUGAUCAGCAAAAUCUGGCUUUAUUCGCUCAACAACAGCAAAUAGUGGGGCAACACCAGCAGAAGGUUGAGGAGAUUCUCCGAGCUCAGAGGCCUGUCUACCACCGCCAGGGUUCAGAGCAGAGUCAGAUCAGUUCCGCUGAUGUCUACGACCAGCAAAUUCAAAACCAAAUGGUCCAAGACCAGUAUCAACAGCAGCAACAACAACAACAACAGCAGCAGCAGAAAGUUCCUUUACAACCGCAGAUGUCAAUAGAUCAGAUACAGUACCAAAACCUGCAGAAUCAGAUCCACAAACAGCAGUCGGAAGAUCAUAACUAUCAUCAGCAACUUCACGCGCUGCAAGGCCAAUCGCUGCCUCACAAUAUGAUGGCGCAGAACUUUAGCGUGGUUCAACAGAACGAGAGGCAGAUAUCUAGUCAUGAAGGCACGCCUGUGCAGAACUACACAGCGAAUCCUCUGCAGAUGUACCAGCAGGCUCAGAGCCAGCCGGUACAGCAAAUUCUCCAGAAUAUGCAGUACCAGGUGGAGUCGUCAGUCCCGCAGCCGGUUGCUCAGAAUAUUCCGCAGUCAAUUCAACAGGAUGUUUCUCAGCUGGCGGUACAGUCGGUAGCUCAGCCGGUGCAGUCGAUGCCUCAACCCGUCGCCUCCGUGCCUCAAUCGCUUCCUCAGCCGGCGCCUCAACCUCUAUCCUCUGUCCCGCAACCGGCGCAAUCCUUACCUCAACCGGUUCAGUCUAUUCCUCAAUCCGUAGCGCACUCUAUCCCUCAACCCGUGCAAUCUGUCCCCCAGCCUAUGCAAUCAGUUCCUCAGCAGAUAUCCGCUCCUAUACAGUCUCUACCUCAGUCCACAGUUCAGCAGCCAGUCCAAACGGCUCAGUUCCCUCAGCAAAUAAACACUGUGCCCCAAGUCCCGACAUCCUUACCGCAACCGGUGCCAGAACAACUCAACCUGAAUGCGGAGCAGACCGAGAACGGUUACCAUAGCAACGGGGGGCAGAAGGAACAGUUCCUGACGCCGCUUAGUGAGUUCCCGUCGGGGGCCACGCACCAGGAGGCCAUCAGGCAUCCAGAGCUUAGUUCGGUUGAGGAGAAACAAGCGGAAACGCAGGAAGUAGGCACCGCGAUACCUUCUCCCAUCACCAGCGAGAAAAAAUCGCGGGGUUCCAAAAAACGCUCACGCGAGAAAGACAAGCUGCCGAAACUGAGCGUUUUGGAAGUCAGUGAAGAGGCGAGCGUUGUGGAAUGUCAGCUCGAGUCCAAGUCCAAGACCGUCACCUUCAAGUUCAACGUCACCGACGUCAACCCCGAGGAGAUAGCCAGCAACCUGGUGUCAAACAACUUACUACCAGAGUGGCAGAGCUCAGUGUUCACGGAACUAAUCCGGGACAUCGUGGGCCAGCUGCAGGCCGAGCCAGGAGUUACGCCCGUGCUCAACCACCAGCACCACUCCGCGUUGCGGCUUACCAUAGACAAGACUGACUACGACUCGGAGACGACGGAGCGUGAAGAAAACCUGACGGACUCCAACCAGGACAACUCGGAGUGCACCACGCCCACCGCCAGCCACGACAACAUCGCCGCCGAGCUCGCCUACGACCUGCCCGAGCCCGAGCCCGCGCCCGCGCCCGCGCCGCGAGCCAGCCGCAAGACCAGCACCGCCUCGUCCAUAGGUUCAAAUCAAUCCGACGGCGGGUCAAUGGCGCCGGAGCGUUCCGGCAGCACAGAGUCUCAGAACGGCGAGAAAAAAAGUCAGAAGCCCACGCGGAAGAUCUCCAGAUUUCUAGUCAGCCCCGUCGUGGACCGCGGGGAGGAGGCGGAGGACGAGGGGAGGGAGGAGAGGAGGGAGGACGUGACGUCAGCGGUUACGGCCACGUCGGUAGCUACCGCUGCGGUGACGUCGCCGCCCGCUGUGACGUCGGCGGCGCCGGUUACGGCGGCUGUCGCGCAAGUUGUGCCACAGGAAAGCCGCGUGCCAACCCACCAGUACCCAGCACCGGCUCAGGCCACCCAGACCGUGGCCGAGGCCCCGCCCCCGCCGCAACCCGCGCCCGUCCCGGCGGCGCCUGCGCAGCCCCGGCCGGACUCCCAGGAGCCGGGAGCCGUGCACCCGAGCGUGCCGUUGUUGCCGCAUCAGUUUCCGCAGGCGGGAAUCGACCCGACGCUCCUACAGGCAGCUUUACAGCCUUCACUGGGCAGCCUCAGCACACCGCUGCAGAUCGCCACCGACGCGCCGCCAUUGCUGCCCACGGCGCCACUCGCUGCGCCCGCGCCGCAAGCCUUAGGGCUCCAUGUGGGGCUGGCUACAGGGCUCGCUGCAGCUGGGCUGGCAUCGUCAGGGCUCAGCAGCGCAGGGCUAGGGCUGCCACGCGCGCCCGCGCCCACGCCGCAUGCAGGGCUGACGCCGGCAGACGCGACGCAAGCUGAUAACAUCCAGCGCAUGCUGCUCAAGCAGAACAUCAUCAACCAGCAGCAGAACCUGACGGGCCCCAACCUGCUGGGGCUGCUGAACCAGCAGCAGUUCCCGCCGCCCGAGCUCGCGCUGCAUCCCGCCAUGCUCAACAACGCGCCGCCAGCGGGCGCGCAGUUCGCAGCGCCGCGAUACUACCAGCCGAUGCUCGCCACCGCCAACGACUUCAUAGUGCAACAGCAGGCGCUUCAGACGUCUGGACAGCAGGUGGGCGGAUUCCUACCGGCUGGCAUGCUGCCGCCCUCGCGUGCCUUUAACCAGAACCUCAUCCAUCAGAACUUAGGUUUAGCAAGUCAAAACCUAGGGCUAGGCGGUCAGAAUCUCAUCAGUGGUCAGAACCUAUCGCUGGGCGCGCAAAGCAUAGGCCUGAUGGGGCAGAACCUCGGCCAGUUGGUAGCCCAGAGAGCAGUAUCGCACGCGCUUGCAAGGCGAGCGGCUGAUAUGGAGAUGGCCAACAUGACGAGCGCGAACUCGACGGGCUCUACGGCGCCGGGCACGCCCAACAAGAGCCACUCCUACAGCGAGUACAUGCUGUCGCUGCACCACAAGCUCGCUUCCAUCUCCAACAGUGGCCCGGUGUCACCGCAGUCUCCGCUGGAAUACAGUCCUGCUCUCUCGCCGACGCACCGGCCGCUACAUUCCUUGGCUAAGUCGGAGGUGACGGACGGCGCGGAGAGCCAAGCGUCGCAAAGCACGCGGCACGCGGAAGCGCUGGCCAACCUCGACCACGAGCUCAGCAAGAUCAGUCUGCAGUACAAGCACCACCAGCCCAAGGAUGUGUUCAUAGACCACACUGCGGAGCAACACGAGAUGCUCGGCGCUAACAUCAACGACAGCUCCGUCAACACCUACGAAGAUUUGGGGAGCAUGUGGGAGAGCGGAUCAGCGCGGUUUCGCGUGUCACGCGCGGCGCCCUGCCGCGGCUACUCGUUAUGUCGCUUAUUACCACACCACGCGAAAGACAAACUGGACAUCAGCAGCGCCGUGGACGGCUUCGACGAGACCGAAACGAACGACACAACAGAAGCCGGCUCGGCGCUCGACUCGUGCGCGCACCCGGCCUGCGCGCGAGACACCUACGUCGUCACCCCCCGCGCCGCCGCCGCCUACCUCGUCAGCCCGGCGCUCGCACGCCCCGCCACCAUCAUCGACCCGCGCGCGCAGAUGGAGCCAUCAGCGCCCAGCAGUUCUCCCGGCGACGACACACCACACAGCUUCCUCGUGCUGGACAGCUCGCGCGCGCUCACGUGCGCCGUGCUGGCGCGCGCUCUACCGCUUCAUCAGGACCCAGCCUUCCGGGACUACACUGAUGCACCGCCAACGCCCGUGCAAGUGCCCAACGAGUGCACGGAGAGCGUGGCGGCGUCGGAGGAGCUAGCAAGCUGGGCGGGCGCGGAGGGCGGGCGCGCCUCCAACGGCCGCGGGCUCGUGGCCGAGCUCGUCGUGCACGAGGCCUUCACGGACAAAGCGCGAUGCCGGCAGGUGGUGCUGGUGGCGCUGGCGCAGUUAUGACGUGUGUAGCGGAUCACCUUGUACCUUAUAUUUAUUAUGUACCCUGUAACAUAUUAUACUAUAUCAUUAUUCGUAAAUAAAAUAUUCAUAUGUGAUAUCUAGA
This is a messenger RNA of Ostrinia furnacalis (Asian corn borer), 8209 nucleotides long. RefSeq names its product Wnk kinase (gene Wnk). Gene Ontology annotation, biological process: protein phosphorylation. Gene Ontology annotation, molecular function: ATP binding; protein serine/threonine kinase activity. Lineage: Eukaryota; Metazoa; Arthropoda; Insecta; Lepidoptera; Crambidae. The record is from RefSeq and is a predicted model, not a curated record. The transcript has 41 exons. The coding region runs from base 592 to 8106 and encodes 2504 amino acids.